CGCCGGUCAAUUUGGGGAUUUACCUUGAAGGAAGUCGCAAAUUUUAAGCCAACAGUACUCUCGAAACCCGGAGAGUUUUCUCCGCACGCAACAUGUCGUGACGUCGACGAUUUGGUUGAAGAUAUGGAUGCCAAGACAACUCCUGUCCAUAUGACGGCAGCAUUGUUACCGUCGCCGAACUCAUGUCUUCUCCCCACAAAUCCACUGCCCAGUAUCUCUCACGACCCAAGGUACCCUAUUUACAUCCAUCGACAGAUAAUCCACCAUGGUUGCAGAGAACAUGACGGCCAGGCUGGCCGAGAUGGCCCUCGGACACGGUGACCAAAACCGUGCGGCCCACACCGAUAUCUCCAACCCUGACCGCGACGGCGGCCGGUACACGGACGACAGCGGCGCGAAGAUGAAAGCCCUCGCUUGGAUGGGCAAGAACGACGUACGAGUCAUCGAGACGUCCAAGCCCAAGAUCGUCGACGACCACGAUGUCAUCCUCAAGGUCACUGGUUCCACCGUCUGCGGCAGCGACGUACACCUGAUGCAUGGAGUGGUGGUGCAGGUCGAAAAGGGCGAUAUUCUGGGACACGAGUUCUGCGGCGUUGUCGAGUCGGUGGGACCGUCGAUCACCAAGCUCGCUGUUGGUGAUCGGGUGGUGAACAGCUUUUGCAUCUCUUGCGGCGAGUGUAGUUACUGCAAGGACAAGCUCCCUACUGCAUGCGAAAAGACCAAUGCCUCAACUCUUCACGCCAAGCUUUACGGCGGGCGCAUGGGCGGCAUUUUUGGUUACUCACACUUGACGGGGGGGUAUGCGGGCGGUCAGGCCGAGUACGUCAGGAUCCCGCUGGCUGAGAACAACCUACUCAAGAUCCCUGACAACGUCCCGGAUGAAAAGGCACUGUAUCUCUCUGAUGUGCUGCCCACUUCGUACCACAGCGUGGUCUACACCGGCGUCAACGAGGGAGACACGGUCGCCAUCUGGGGCCUCGGUCCCAUCGGCUUCAUGGCGUGCUUUUGGGCAAAGAAGAAGGGUGCGACACGUGUUAUUGGCAUCGACAGCAACUGGCGGACCGAGUACGCAAAGUCCAAGAUCCCGGGGCUAGAGACCAUCAACUAUGCAACAUUGGAGUUUGGACAGACAGUGCCGACAAAGAUACACGAAAUGGUGCCUGGGGGUGUUGAUGUCAGCAUUGAUGCGAGCGGAGGAGAGUACGCCAAAGGAUGGGCGCACAAGCUGGAGAUGGCGAUUGGGGCGGAGCAGGAUACAAGCGAGAUGAUCAAUGAAUGUCUGUACGCGACCAAGAAGUUUGGGAGAGUCGGCAUCAUUGGUGAUUACGUCGGGUUCACUAACCAUUUCAAUGUCGGUGCGCUGAUGGAGCUUGGUAUUUACUUGAUCGGGUGUGGACAGGCUCCGGUGCAGAGAUAUUGGGAGGAGCUUCUCGAGAUGGUUGAAAAAGGAGAGAUCGAUCCCACCAUCAUGUUGACGCAUCGGUUCAAGAUUGACGAUAUAGCAAAGGCAUAUAAGCUGCAGGAGAAGAGGGAGGAGGGUCUGGUGAAAUGUUUUGUCGAGACAAGGUUCUCUGCCCCGCGUGCUGAAGGGACUCCGGAGCUCACGAGUUUGUAGUCUUCCCACUCCAUCAUGGACCUAGGUACCUUACAGGCAUGUAUUGGGGCUAGCAAUGGCGGCUCUUUGCAAGCAAGAGAGUUGUAU
Molecule: messenger RNA, 1702 nt
Organism: Podospora pseudocomata
Lineage: Eukaryota; Fungi; Ascomycota; Sordariomycetes; Sordariales; Podosporaceae
Exons: 2
Coding region: 266-1615 (449 amino acids)
Molecular function (GO): zinc ion binding; oxidoreductase activity
Source: RefSeq, a predicted model, not a curated record